AUGCAUGUUAUGACCACGAGUGUAGAAGACGGCCACAUUGCCUACGAGGCACUCACGAACGCACAGAAAGCGGAGCUCGCCGCUUGGGUGCGAAGUCAGCUGGAUGGCACGAACGGUACCUCACAGUGGCGUCGGCACACGCAGGAGAUGAUCCGCCAGGCUAUGGCGCGCAGAGCCGCGUCCGGUGCACCACUCGACGCCGGCGACAUUCUUGAGGAGAUCAUGCCGCACGUACGCGCUGCUAUCCCGCCAGAGGUGCGCGAAGGCCUCUUCCGCCGCGUGGCAGCGCAGCUGCACUCGUAA
This is a messenger RNA of Leishmania mexicana MHOM/GT/2001/U1103, 303 nucleotides long. RefSeq lists its product as hypothetical. Gene Ontology annotation, molecular function: transcription coactivator activity. The record is from RefSeq and is a predicted model, not a curated record. Gene Ontology annotation, cellular component: SAGA complex; nuclear pore. Bases 1 to 303 code for a protein of 100 amino acids. NCBI's taxonomy places the organism in Eukaryota, Euglenozoa, Kinetoplastea, Trypanosomatida, Trypanosomatidae. Gene Ontology annotation, biological process: mRNA export from nucleus; positive regulation of DNA-templated transcription. The transcript has a single exon.